Messenger RNA from Zeugodacus cucurbitae (melon fly), 1086 nucleotides. RefSeq names its product transcription factor SPT20 homolog. Lineage: Eukaryota; Metazoa; Arthropoda; Insecta; Diptera; Tephritidae. The coding region runs from base 1 to 1086 and encodes 361 amino acids. The record is from RefSeq and is a predicted model, not a curated record. The transcript has a single exon.
AUGUUUAACCAACGCACGCGUGUUUAUCUUACACAAAAUAUAAAUCUUGAACCAAAUCAAGCAUUUCACGAUAUUCGUGAAUGUAUCGUAACAGAAGCUUUCGAAUACGCUCUCUGCAAAAGUGAAAUAUAUCGCAAUGAAAAUGUGGUUUAUCAAGGGCUCAACCUCCAGGUAAGAGCUUUGAAGGAUGCAAAUGGUGGAGUUUAUAAUUAUUGUCCGUGUCGGUGUGGACUUAUUUUUGAUACGAAUUCAAUACCAUACCGCGAAAUCGCCACUGAAUAUAUACCGGAACCUGGACAGCAAGUGCAAGAAUUUGACAUACAACAACAUAUUUUAGAUAUGCAAAGGCAUAUGGCUGCGGCACAGCAGCAAAAUCCUGUAGUGCCUCUUGAGCAGCUACCACAUAUUCUGCCACAAAUUAUGGAACAGCAACAACAACAACAUCAACAAUUUAUGGUGCAAUAUCAAAAUCUUGCCAGACAACAUUAUGCAGGGUUUAUGGAACAGAUUAUGGCACCACAGGGAGACGUGAAUCAACCUCAAAAUGUCCCCAUCAACAAUAUACAAGUAUAUGUUGAGCAACCUCAAGAAUAUAUUGAGCAUCCACAAGAAUAUGCGGUGAAUCUACAAGUGCCACAGCCAAUUCAAGAAUUGGAAGAGCGCUAUGAAAUUAUAGAACAGCAGGAAGUUGCUGAUGAAGAAGACGACGACGAUGAAAGUGAUGAAGAUGAUGAUAUGGAAGUGGAUGACGAAGAUAUGGAGGAAGAAGCAGAGGUGGAGGAAGUCUAUAUAGAAGAAGAACCACAUGUGUAUAUAGUACCACAACCUCUACCACCACCACCACCACCAGUAGUAGAGGAACCAAUACAAUGUUACGGUAUUUCAUCGACAAGUUCGGACGACUCAGACGAAGACAUUUGGAGAGGCGAAAAUCCAAUAAACUAUAAUCGUCGAGAUGCUGUUCAAUACAAUAGAAUAAGCAGUACCGCGCACACGGAAGGCGAUGAAAGUGACUAUUCGGAUGACGAAUACGAUGACGACGAUUGGAGUACAGAUAGCGCCGAUGAACUAAACGAUUACUAUUGA